Molecule: messenger RNA, 1514 nt
Organism: Bursaphelenchus xylophilus (pine wood nematode)
Lineage: Eukaryota; Metazoa; Nematoda; Chromadorea; Rhabditida; Aphelenchoididae
Source: the annotation of a GenBank genome assembly
AUGUUGCGAAAUGCUUUACAUAAGGUCUCCAGGACGUACUCCCUGGUUGGAAAGCGUUACCUGAACCUUCAGGAGUUCCAGAGCAAAGAAAUACUGGAUAAGAAUGGAUGUACGGUCCAGAAAUUCUUUGUCGUCGAAAAUUUCAAGGAUGCUGAACGGAAGUUCGACGAAAAUGGUAAGGCAACGUUAAUUUUGUGAUCUAUUGGACGUUUAGGGUACGACGAGUAUGCUGUGAAAGCGCAGAUAUUAGCCGGAGGGCGAGGAAAGGGACGGUUUAUUGGUGGACCUAAAGAUCUCGGUGGAGUUUUUAUUACAAAAGAGUAGGUCAACUUUGAGAAAACUAUUUUUGUAUUUUUAGCAAAUCAGCUGCCAAGAAAGCUUGCUCAGAGAUGAUUGGCAAACGAUUAGUUACUGCACAAACUGGGAAGGACGGAACUCUUGUCAAUAAGGUCAUGGUAGCAGAUUCUGUUCAUAUUUGUCGAGAAACCUAUUUAGCUUUGCUUCUGGAUCGGGAAUCAAAUGCCCCAGUCGUUGUUGUGAGCGCUGCUGGUGGAAUGGACAUCGAAGAAGUGGCCGAGAAACAUCCAGAGAAGAUUAUAAAGGUAAUAAAAAAAAUUUUUUUCUGUAUUUCUUUAGGAAUCGAUUGAUAUACGGAAGGGAAUUACUCGAGAACAGAGCUUAAAAUUGGCGACUGCCUUGGAAUUCAAAGGAGAACUUAAAGAGAAGACUGCCGAUGAGAUUGAAAGAUUGUAUAAAUUGAUGUUGAAGAUUGAUGCAACACAAAUUGAGAUCAAUCCGUUGGCAGAAACCAGUGAUAAAAGAGGUAGUUUUUUUCCCUUGCAUUAGAGCUUAAUUUAGUGUUCUGCAUUGAUGCAAAACUGAAUUUUGAUGAUAAUGCCGAAUUUAGACAAAAGGAAAUAUUUGAUUCGGCCGCCGAAGAUGACCAAAGUCAUGUAAGUAUUACCUAAACACCUAAUUAUGUUAGUAGGAUCCUCGUGAGGUGAAAGCCAAAGCUUGCAAUCUCAAUUUUAUUGGUCUGGAUGGAGAUAUUGCCUGUCUUGUAAAUGGCGCAGGCCUGGCGAUGGCUACCAUGGACAUGAUCAAGCUAAGUGGUGGGGAACCCGCUAACUUCCUUGAUGUUGGAGGUGCGGUUACAGAAAAACAGGUGUGUCAUAAUUUGUUGAUAAAUUUUUAAUAUCAUUUUGACUUAGGUUUUCGAAGCUUUCCAAAUUCUAACCUCAAGUCCUGACACAAAGGCUGUUCUAGUUAACAUCUUUGGAGGGAUUGUGAAUUGCAAAACAAUUGCAUCUGGAAUCAUCGCUGCCGUAAAGAAGGCCGGUCUUCAAGUUCCCUUAGUUGUGCGAUUAGAGGGUACCAAUGCCGAAGAAGCUCACAAAAUGUUAAAGGAGUCUAAGUUACCCCUGCAAACCGCCCAGAACUUGGUUACAGCAGCUAAAAUGGCAGUCGAAGCAGCCUACGAAACAUCUUUGAAGAAGAUGUCGGUAACGGCGUAG